AUGUCCGCUGCGCAUGCGGGAGUCUUGGGAAAGUGGCUCGCGCGUGGUCCCCACGUGUUCUUGAGAGGUCAGAAGGUUUCCGUCAAAGAGCGCUCCUUUAGCGGAUGGUUGGGGGAAGGUCAGCGGGGGACGGCAACGCGCGCGGAAAGGGGAGGCGGAGUCAGCCAGCGGAGCGACAGAGGCGGCAAGCGCGGCAAGCCCAAGGAAAAUGCAUCCCGCGGCGGAGGCGGAGGCCGCCAAGAUGGGGCCGGCAGACGGGGAAGCGCGAGCAGCGAGAGGGGGGGGAAACGCGGCGGCAGGGGGAGAAUGGACAGUAGCGCGGGCACCUGGGGGGAAUUGGGGAAGCGGGAAGAGUGGGGGGAAGGAAAGGCGCAGGUGGGGGGCAGGGAUGCGGAAGCUGUCGGUCGAGAAAGCGCGCGGGUUAUGCAUUCGCAAGGGGACGGCGGACAUGCGAGGGGCCUAGAAGGUGGAGCAGAGGGGGAUGGAGAGAUGGGGGGGGAGAAAGUGAGGGGAGAGGCGAGAGAGCAUGGGGAUGAGUGGCGGAGGGAGGGCGUGGAGGGGCGGAGCGGGAGGGGCGGCAGGGGAAACAUUAUUGACGAGGUUGCUGCAGCAAUGGAAAAACGUGAGGUGAAAGGGACUCACGUGGGGAUAAUUCAGUCAGGGGGUCUGCGGCGCGGGCGCGCAGCCCUGUUCGCCUCCGCGAGCCCCGCGCCGCUGGUGUUCUCAGGCGCUGUGGACUGCGUGCUGGGGCGGCCCCCGCCCAAAGCAGGCGACCUCGUUGUGCUCGCCGCGCGCAGGGGGGAGCAGGCGCGCGCAGGGGCGAAGGGGGAAGGGGGGAUAGGCGGGGGAGGAGAAGAGGAGGGGGAGGGAGAGGGAGGGGCGUCGGGGGAGUGGUCACGGGGAGUGGCGGUGGCGUGGGGGGUGUUCAACCCCACGUCCAUGUACCGCGUGCGCAUCAUGCAGACCCUCUCAGAUGCGCACAGGUAUCCCAAGGCUGUCUUGUGCAUGCCAUCUCUGCUGCGCCUGCGCCUAGCCUCCUCACUCAACCUGCGCCUGCUGCUCGGCCUCUCUCCCCUGCCAUGCGCCGCCGCCGGUGGGUGGGUGUCACAAGAUGGAGGAGGGGAUUUGGGGAUGGAUGGCGCGGACAGCACAGAAAGGAGCACACGAGGGGGCGUGGCAGGGGCCACAGUAGAGGCCACAGGAGGGGGCACGAAUGCGUUCCGGCUCGUAAACAGUGAAGGGGACAGGUUGUCGGGGCUGAUAGUGGACGUGUACGGGGAGCGCAUGGUGGUGGCGUCGUCUGCAGCAUGGGUGGAGGUCCACCGCGCUGCCAUUGUGCACGCACUCUCCCACCUGCUGCCCGCUGCACAUGCAAGCACACAGGGAUGCGUGGAGGGGGUUGGUGAUGGGGGUGUGGGGAGGGAAGGGCAAGGGGGCAGUGGAUUGGAGGGGCAUGAGAGGAUUGUUUGGAGGCGGUCUGUUGAGAUGCUGAAAGAGGAAGGGGUGGUGGUGGACGGGGGAGAGGGGGAAGGGAGGAGAGACAACAGUGGGGAGAAGCCGGCAGAUGGGGAGGCAUUUGGAGGUUCGGAAAGCGCGGCGGUUGAGGAUGGGGAUGGGAUGCUUGAUGGCAUUGACAGCAGCCAUGAAGGAAAGGUGGAGAGAGUGGCAACGGUUGCAGUGGAUUCUGGCCACCAAGAAGUGGCAACAGUAGCAAGUGGCUUACCAGCACAGUCACCACUCUUAAAAGCCGCAUUUGAGGCCCCCUCUGAUGACGACAGGGUGAAGGUGAUGGAGAACGGAGUGGGGUUCUGGGUGGCCAUGGCGAGCGGGCAGAAGACAGGGUUCUACUCGGACCAGAGGGACAGCCGCCUGUUCCUGCGCUCCCUCGUUGCCUCCUCACUCCACGGCCGUGGAAGCAGUGCGGUACACAAUGGCCUCACCCCCACUGAUGCCACUUGCAAUGGCGAUCGUGGCACCGGUAGCCAAAAUGCAACUGACGGCCAAUCAGCAACAUCAACAUCUUUGUCACCAGCAGCAGCUGUGGAUACCGGGAGGGCAUUCCCGCCCUCGCCUCUGUCCGCCCACCGCCCUCUCUCCCGAGUGCUUGACCUCUGCUGCUAUAGCGGCGGCUUUGCCAUCAAUGCUGCUCUUGCCGGCGCUUCUGACGUCACAGCCGUGGAUUCCUCCCCCUCGGCACUCUCCCUGGCAGCAGCCAACGUGGUCCUCAACGGGCUACAGCCCUCCGCCGUGCGCUUUGAGCGUGCAGACAUCAGUGCGUUCAUGCAGCGGGCGGUGGCGCAGCAGCAGCAGUGGGACCUCGUUGUGUUGGACCCACCCAAGCUCGCUCCCACUCGGAAGUCCCUCCCCCGGGCGUUGCACCGGUACCGGCGCCUCAACAGCCUGGCGCUGCGCCUGGUGGCGCCUGGCGGGCUGCUCAUGACGUGCUCGUGCUCCGGUGCUGUGUCACAGCAGCACCUGCUGCCAGGCAUCCUCAGGGAAGCGGCAGCAUCAGCGGGGCGGCAAGUGACAGUGGUACGGGAGGCGGGUGCCGCCCCAUGCCACCCCAUCGAUCCCGCAUGCCCUGAAAGCACCUACCUCACCAACCUCCUUGCCUUUGUGCACUGA
Closterium sp. NIES-65 is the source of this 2625-nucleotide messenger RNA. Lineage: Eukaryota; Viridiplantae; Streptophyta; Zygnematophyceae; Desmidiales; Closteriaceae. The record is from the annotation of a GenBank genome assembly.